This is a messenger RNA of Histoplasma capsulatum G186AR, 710 nucleotides long. RefSeq lists its product as uncharacterized. Gene Ontology annotation, molecular function: catalytic activity. Gene Ontology annotation, biological process: nucleotide metabolic process. Bases 55 to 468 code for a protein of 137 amino acids. NCBI's taxonomy places the organism in Eukaryota, Fungi, Ascomycota, Eurotiomycetes, Onygenales, Ajellomycetaceae. The record is from RefSeq and is a predicted model, not a curated record. The transcript has 6 exons.
CCAUCAAUUACUUGUGUUCCAAAAGUUAGCUACUCGUCGCAAAAUAACUUCGCCAUGUCUGCUGCUUCCGCUGCUUGUAUUUUCUGUAAGAUCGUGAAGGGCGAGCUCCCGUGCUUCAAGCUCUAUGAAAGCGAACGGGUCCUGGCCUUCCUCGACAUCAUGCCAUUGAGCAGGGGCCAUGCGCUCGUCAUCCCCAAGUUCCAUGGUGUCAAACUCACCGAUAUUCCCGAUGAAGAUCUUACUGAGCUUCUGCCCGUCGCCAAAAAGAUAGCAAUCGCCUCUGGCGCAGUCGAUUUCAAUAUCCUCCAGAAUAACGGGAGACCAGCCCAUCAGAUUGUGGAUCAUGUUCACGUUCACAUGAUUCCCAAGCCAAACGAAAAAGAGGGGCUCACGAUUGGCUGGCCCAACGCUGAGGCGGACAAGGAGGAGCUCAAGAAGCUGUGGGAAGAGCUGAAAUCGAAGAUGUAACUGAAAUUAUGUUAUACCAAAUCUCUCCGAUGUAGGGAAGAGAGGGAAGGGGAUUUGAAUCGGAAUUCGAUUACGGAGAUGAGCGGUGAGUGGGAAAUGUGAACAAUGGGAACCAUUGUAUUUUCCCCCUGGUUUACACUGCAUGUGUGUGUACGUGGGGAAAAAAGGGGCUUAUUCAAGGAACGGUGGGUGAAAGGCAGAUAUCAUGAUGAAAAACCAAGUGAAGCUAUUUUUCUCUCUUC